AUCUCCACCACGAACUCUCCAAGCUCUUCUUCCUCCUGAGCACUCUAGCUUCACUGCAUUGCUUUGCAGCAGCAACAGAAACAGAGAGAGAGAAAUACACUAGCUGAUUGAUCCAGUGGAAUUUGGUAGCUGUGAUGGCGAAGAAGAUCGCGCCGGCGGCCAACCUGAAGCAGAUCCUGAGGAGGUGCUCGAGCCUUGGGAGGAGGCAGCAGCAGCAGGGCGCGGUGCCGAGGGGCCACUUCCCGGUGUACGUCGGCGAGAGCCGGUGCCGGUACGUGGUGCCCAUCGCCUGCCUGGAGCACCCGGACUUCCUGCUGCUGCUUCGGAAGGCCGAGGAGGAGUUCGGCUUCGAGCACGACGCCGCCAUCACGCUUCCCUGCCACGAGGCCGACUUUGAAGCCCUCCUCGCCGCCCUGACUGCCUGAGUGACCGUUCAAUCGAUGAGGCGAUCGACCACUUACCCGGCCGUCGUCGUUGGUGGCUGCCGCUUCCGGCGCACGGUGCUGCAGCAGCUGCCCGGUCGCUCGGCCGGGGCACCAGAGAUGCACGCACACGCAGUGGCAGUACGGCUGGCAUUGGUUGGAGCUUGGUUGUGUAGUGUAGACCGGAAAUGCAAACAUGGGAGUUCCGGCCGGAAACCGAUCAAUCACCGGGCGGGUAGACUCUGCUUCAGCUGCCCGGUGGCCGGUGGGGGUUCCGGGCUUCUUGCUCGUGGGAUUCUUUCACGAAUUCUUGCCGGUUCAUGCAGCAAAAUUUGCUGCUUUUAGCUAGCUAUCUAGCUUAGUGUACGUACGCGCGUAUGUAUAUAAUGCGGAGACCAAUUGAUUGAUUUGUUCCUCGAAUGGUUUUGAUCAAAUGAAGGAGAACACCAUUGCUCACCUCAGGCGCGCACUGCCUGAUGUGACCUUCUUGAUAAAA
Oryza sativa Japonica Group (Japanese rice) is the source of this 918-nucleotide messenger RNA. Its product is annotated as protein SMALL AUXIN UP-REGULATED RNA 16. NCBI's taxonomy places the organism in Eukaryota, Viridiplantae, Streptophyta, Magnoliopsida, Poales, Poaceae. Gene Ontology annotation, biological process: response to auxin. The record is from RefSeq and is a predicted model, not a curated record.